Molecule: messenger RNA, 899 nt
Organism: Ictidomys tridecemlineatus (thirteen-lined ground squirrel)
Lineage: Eukaryota; Metazoa; Chordata; Mammalia; Rodentia; Sciuridae
Source: RefSeq, a predicted model, not a curated record
ACUUAUCUGAAGGCGAUCCGGGGAGGUUCAGUCUUGAUGCAAGUGAUCCAGGAGCCAGAGGAUCCCAAGAUAGAGGAGAUCCUCUGGGGCAUCAUCACCUCUGAUUCAAACUCCACAUUCAUGCUGAGAUUCCAGAAUGGGAAGGAAGAUCCACUGUGGUUCAGUCUCCAGGACAAGUACAAGCAGAGGGUCCAGGUGCCCAGUAUGUCAUCCCUGAGGAUUAACAAUUUGACCUCACAGGACAGUGGGCAGUACUGGGCCCAGAUCAUGUCUCGGACAGGAAGAGAAAUUAAAGCAGUUUUCCACCUCACUGUUUAUGAUCCUGUGCCCCUUGCCCAGAUCCGGACCACGUCAGUGUCCAUCACGCCCAGCUGGUGCAAUGUCACUCUGGAGUGUGGGGCCCGAGAGGCUGUAGAGGUCCUGAGUGUAACUUGGGAGGUCCAGGGUCCCCCCAGUGAGCUGGAGCAGAGAGGGGCACCAGGACCCCCCAACCCCUGGAUCUUGGCCCUGAGCCUGCCACUGAGGCAGCCCAAUGUCAGCCUCACCUGCGUCCUCAGAAACCCAGUGGACCAGAAAAAUGCCAACUUACAGCUCAUUGACCUCUGUAGCCCAGAUGAGUGCACCUGCAGGAGGGAGGGGCACAGGGAGGGGCUCAGGUGGCACUGGAGCCCCAGAGUCCCUGGCUUUUUUGCUGCUGUGUUUAUGAACAGCACUGCCUUCCCUUGGUCACUCCAAUCCAGAAGUGUGGGGUGGCAUCCAGCUCACAACUGUCUUUAAAUAUCCCUCACCUCCAGGCCCUUCCCCCUGGGCCAGGGGCAGCCUUCCAGGACCUGUCCCACCCCGUCUCCAUGCCCUGUGUCCAGAGUAGUCUUUGGAAACACAGAUCAGAUUGUGGCCUU